This is a messenger RNA of Amphibalanus amphitrite, 1674 nucleotides long. RefSeq lists its product as uncharacterized. The transcript is spliced from 6 exons. NCBI's taxonomy places the organism in Eukaryota, Metazoa, Arthropoda, Thecostraca, Balanomorpha, Balanidae. Bases 1 to 1674 code for a protein of 557 amino acids. The record is from RefSeq and is a predicted model, not a curated record.
AUGCCUGGCUGUGCGGUGCCCGAGUGCCGACAUGGCACUGGAAAGACGAGCCGCAGGGUUGCCGGGGUGAAGCUGCACACGCCCUACACUCCGCGCCAGGCGGCCGCCUGGUGGCACCACAUCCGCAGCGGCGGACAGUCCGGAGCCGACGGCACCGCGGCAGCAGCAGCAGCAGAUGGCGACUCGGAUGACUCCAUCCAGAGGCGGAGGAAGAAGAGCCGUGAGGAGCGGCAGAAGCGGCAGGAGCGCAAGGAGCGCCGGGAGCUGGUGGAGAAGCUGCUGUCCGAACACGAGGAGAAGCAGCGCGCCAGGCCGCCCGUCCAGGUCAUCGAGUUGGAGCAGCGCGGAUCGGCCAUCCGGCGGCCGCCCAAGGUCGCCGGCGGUGACGACCCCGCCUCCGUUGAUGACGCGCCGGACGAGUGGGACGGCGGUGACGGCGCGGCCUCGGACGGCGCCGACUCUGAUGACGCUGGCGGGCCGAUUGUCAACGCGUACCGCCCGGCGCGCCGGCCGAUUGUCAACGCGUCCCGCCCGGCGCCGGCGUUGACGGCCGCAGUGAGCCGCUCGCUGCAGCGCACCAAGGAAAUCGUCCGGCUGAACGUCCGGCUGCGCAAACUCGAGUCCAGGUGCAUCCGCGUACUGGCGGUGCCGGGCGCGCCCCGGCCGGGUGGCGCGCCGCCCGCCGCCGCCGCCGCCGGCCAGCCGGGCGCGCCUCGGCCGGGUGGCGGGCCGCCCGCCGCCGCCGCCGCCGACCAGCCACUGGUGGUGCUGCGGGAUACCUCGGCCGCCGCCGCCAAAAAGCUGCCCUUGUUCGUGACGCAGCUGCUGCACCGCAACGAGCUGCCCGACAGCCUGGCCAGCUUCACGCCGACCAGUCUGGAGGCGGCGCAGGAGGCCAACCACCGGCUGAAGGUGCAGUACCUCCAGCUGCAGGCCACCAUGCUGCGCUGGGCCAUCCAGAACAAAAAGGCCAGGGACGCCGCCGCGGCCGCCCAGAGGGACUCGGAGAGCCGCCGCCGCCGGCGCACGGUGGGCGGAGCGCGCCUGCGACAGCUGCUCCGCCUGGAGACGGCCGUCAAGGCCAUGUUCACGGAGGCACAGCUGCGCGCCAUCGUCCACGAGCACGGCGGAUCGGACAAACAGAAGCGCAAGUUCAAGCCGCACUGGGGCGAGGAGGACCUGCGCCGCGCGCUGGAGCUGCGCGCAGUGGCCGGAUCCGACCGCGUGGUCGAGCACGUCCGCGAAAAGAUGAAAAUCCCGCUGCCGGGCACGCAGACCAUUCGGAAGCGGUGCAUGCAAUCUCCGGAGCUGACUAGCGUGUACCGCGAGAUGGUACAGAAGGGCCAGGAGAGCCGGCGGCGGUGCGCCGACUGCCGACGCCAGCUGGCCACCAUCGACGGCGUGAUCGGCGCGGACCGGGAGCGGCCGCCGUCCGGCGCGGACUCCGACUCGGACGGCGAACAGCCGCCGCGGCGCGCCAUCGAGGCGGCGGUGGCGGCGGAGGCAGCGGCGGCGGCGGCGCGGGGCUGGCCGGACACGUCCGACAGUGACGCCGAGCUGUCCGACCCGGGCGUCUGGAGCCGCAUCGAGCGAGCCAUGAUGGGCGCCGGCGGACGGCCGCCGGACGCCUACGACACCGACGACAGGGCGGCAGUGCGGCGCGCCUGGCGCUGA